ACUGCCAUUUUUCAAUUAUGCAAUAUCAUGAAAUGCAAUCAACCGGCGUUCACCUUGAGGGGCCUGGUUCCCCAGAUUUUAGUCCGUGUAAAUUGAUGCAAUUUCUCUUUUCGGCAUGACUCAUCCGCCGCUGCAGAUAAGUCCCUGCAUCCACCGAUAAAGACCAACAGCUUGGAGCUUCGCUUGACUUGAGCCCCUCCAUAUCGAGCUCAGUGACACAAUUCAACACCUGCACCCAUACCAACAGCCAGCUCCCAUAUACCCAACACAAGUAAAAUUGCUGAAACCGUCGCCUCAAUGUCCAUAUAUCAGCUCGCCCAGCUGCUCCCGCUGCCAGAUGAGGAACUACAGCAGGUUCUCGACUAUGCCUCGACACUCUCAAAACCCGAAGCCGUCACACACUUUAGCAACCUCCUCGGCGAUUCGCCUGCCGUAAUCGAUUUUAUAUCCACCUUCAACGGUCGUCGAAAAGAUCCCGCGGCUCCCGCAGCAACUCCAGCCCCUCCAACCGCUUCAACGUCAAAAGCUCCGUCCAAAGCUUCCAAACCUGCCGCUUCUGAAACAAUAGACGCCGUUCCGAAAUCGACCAGAGGGCCGAAGAAGAAGAAAGCGCCAAUACACGUUCCAGAGGCUCGGAAAGUCGAGGACUAUGCUGGUCCAGCUGGAAAGGCAUACAAUAAAAAGGAUUCCGAUCUAGAGUACAUAUCUCAGCGAUCCAGUGCGCCGAGUAGCAAUCGCCCGUCAAGGACAGCCUCGCCAGCAAGGCCUUCCAUCAAGGAACCAACUGUUAAAAAGGCGGCACAACUUACCAAGGUGGAAGCGCCAGUACCAAAGCAAUCAAGCUCUACAGCGGCUGGCUAUCUCAUAUCGGACGAUCCAAAAAAGUCAAAGCCCAAGUCUACACCAGUUUCUCGUACGUCGACACCGAAGCCGGCCAACAGCGGAAAUGUCACCAAGAUUUCAAUUUCAGGAGGUGUGCCAAUGGCAGGCCAGUCUACGGCGUUGGCUGAUCUGGAUGCUGCCAUCCGAUCUCUAGAAAUUACGACAAACCCGACGCUAGAGAAGGACGCCAAGUCAAGGAAAUGCAAUUGCGUGGCGGCCAGGCAUCCUCUUCAAGCUGCGGCCCCCAACUGUCUUUCUUGCGGGAAAGUCAUCUGCUUGAAGGAAGGCUUAGGGCCAUGUACAUUCUGCGGAACACCACUACUAAGUUCCGACGAAAUCCAGGCCAUGGUUAGAGAGCUCAAGGACGAGCGUGGCAGGGAAAAGAUGGCCGCGAACGCAGCAGCUCAUCGCAGGGCAGAUGUGGCCAAGACGCCCGCACCAUUCACGCCGCCGCGAGGGUUGGACAGCGAUGCUCCAUCACUAUCUGAAGCGGCUGCCAAAGCGCGAGACCAUCGAGACAAGCUGCUCAACUUUCAAGCACAAAACGCCAAGCGCACGACAGUGAGAGAUGAAGCCGCAGAUUUUGACGUAUCGGGUGCCAUGGGUGGAAUGGGCAGCAUGUGGGCGACGCCCGAAGAACGAGCAAAGGAACUGAAGAGACAGCAGAAAAUCAUGCGAGAGAUGGAAUGGAACGCACGGCCAGAAUAUGAGAAGCGGCAGCAAGUUAUUAGCAUCGAUCUCGCUGGCCGUCGAGUUAUAAAGACCGUUGCACCUGUCGAACGCCCAGUCACACCAGAGGAAGAUGAAGCCCAGGAUUCCGACUCUGGUAUUCUACAGGAGACGUCUGGAAACAGGAACGCCGGCGGGGCAUUCAGUACAAAUCCACUCCUGGGGGCUGUGAUGAGGCCUAUCUAUGAUGCCAAAGGGAAAGGGGCUGAAGCAGAGGGCCGAAGCAGCCGCAGCAAGGGAUGGAGGAGGGUUCAAGACGACUUGGACAAUAACGAGGGAGUCAUUCUAGACGGAGGAGCGUAUGGCUUACAAGCGGUUGGCGGAGACGAACCGGAGCGCGGGUAGCGCGUGUAUAUUACGCACACUAUUUGAUGUCUCGUGAAGAUGGGGAGGGGUAGCGGUUACAAUACUUCCGGUAAUAGAUGCCCGUUGUAAAUGAAUCUCGUAGAAGUACACACGAUGCAAUGGACGCCAUGAAAUAGAAUACCUAGAACCAGGCAGCAUCUACUGAUUCUCGCAGCAUCUACUCUGUUUGUAUCUUAAACAAUACAUCGUGGAG
Trichoderma harzianum CBS 226.95 is the source of this 2170-nucleotide messenger RNA. RefSeq lists its product as hypothetical. Lineage: Eukaryota; Fungi; Ascomycota; Sordariomycetes; Hypocreales; Hypocreaceae. The record is from RefSeq and is a predicted model, not a curated record. Gene Ontology annotation, molecular function: zinc ion binding. The transcript has a single exon. Gene Ontology annotation, cellular component: nucleus. The coding region runs from base 298 to 1956 and encodes 552 amino acids. Gene Ontology annotation, biological process: regulation of DNA-templated transcription.